Messenger RNA from Acanthamoeba castellanii str. Neff, 921 nucleotides. Its product is annotated as CBS domain containing protein. The record is from RefSeq and is a predicted model, not a curated record. Lineage: Eukaryota; Discosea; Longamoebia; Acanthamoebidae. The transcript has 8 exons. The coding region runs from base 1 to 921 and encodes 306 amino acids.
AUGAAAGCGACCGUCGCAAAGGUUCUUGCGCACACCAAGGUGCUGUCGGCGCCGCUCGAGAAGGAGGGCGGAGGCUACCACGGCAUGAUUGACAUGUUCGACGUGGUGAGCUUCCUUAUCAGGCAAUGCGUGGAUCCCUCACACAAGGAAGAAGAAGAGAAGUACGGGCGCCACGUCACCUGGCGCGGCUGGUGCUGCGACGUGUCGCAGUUGGCCACGCACGGCGGGGAUCUCAUCAGCUCCAUCCCCGCCCUCUCCAUCGUCAACCACUCCGGGCUGAAUCCCUUCGUGACGAUGGGGAGGGACCACCAUGUCAGCGAGCUCCUGGCUACACUGAAGCGAGGCGUCCAUCGGGUGAUCGUGAUGGACGAUGGUGGCAAAGUCGAGUGCCUCGUUUCGCAGUCGGACGUCUUGUGUCUGCUCGAGGAGUGCAUCAAGUCCGCCUACCCUCAUCUGGCCGAGAAGACUGUCGCGGAGCUGGGCUUGAACGCUAGGCCGAAGCCGUCGCUCUUCACCGUGAAUGUCAUGGCUCGCACCUUCUACGCCUUUCACCAAAUGCUGGACCACAAGGUCUCAGGCGUGGCGGUGGUGGACGACGCCGGCGUCCUCGAGGGCAACAUCUCGGUGAGCGACCUCCGAGGCUUGGCGGCCACCGAUCUCGGGUCUCUCCUGCUGCCCGUCAGCCGCUUCCUCAAGGAGAGGGUCAAGCAAGAGGUGCCCGUCAUGUGCUCGGCCAAGACCACAUUCGGCACCGUCCUACACAGACUUGUCCACCACGGCCUACACCGCCUUUGGUGCACGGAUGUCAUGCAACGGCCCAUCUCGGUCGUGUCGCUCACCGACGUGCUGAGGAUCGUCGACCAGCGCGCCCUGCACCUCCAGGAGAAGCACCUCCAGGCCGCCGAAGCCGCCCUCACGUGA